This is a messenger RNA of Puntigrus tetrazona (Sumatra barb), 1112 nucleotides long. RefSeq lists its product as uncharacterized. The record is from RefSeq and is a predicted model, not a curated record. Bases 393 to 1112 code for a protein of 239 amino acids. NCBI's taxonomy places the organism in Eukaryota, Metazoa, Chordata, Actinopteri, Cypriniformes, Cyprinidae. The transcript has 7 exons.
CCAACGUGAUGCUGUGGUUCGCAGUGAUUGUGUAAAUUACGUGGGGUCUGUUGCACUUACUAGUUCUUGAUAAUGGUUUAUUCCAGCCACCAAAGUCGUACAAUUAAAUCCAGUGGGAGUUUUGGAAGAAAACGGGUUUAUUUUAAAUCCGGUUCCUGUGUUCUUUUCCCUGAUUAAACAGCGGCUCGUGUUUCUCCACCUGCUGGAUCACACGACGACCAACGGCAGGAAAAGUUGGGUGGAAGUUUUUCCGUUCACUGGAAUUCGCACGAACAAAACCCGAAUACAACAAAAACGAGCAGAAAGUUCAUUCUUCGUUUCUCUCCACGGCGCUGAAAGAUAAUAAGUAAAUAAGUUGAGUACUUAAAUACUCAGCUAUAUGGCUAGAAGAAAUGUGGACCGCAAACUAUCCGUCAUCACAGACCGAAACGGACCAUUUUGACCUGUUUCCGCCUUUCGCAAAGCGAUCAAAGGAAGUGACUCGUUCCAGUGAGGAGGCCGUGUUACCGGUGCAGCCUCCGUAUGGAGAGACUUUCUGGAAGACAGCUGCGCCAGUAUCAUGCGAGGACUUCACUUACGAACCCUUAUUUUCUUCAGCCCUCUACUCCAGUUCACCUGUUGGCAUAGUGAGCAGACAAAAAAGAGUGAGUUCGGGCCUGACUCAUGAGAAUCUGCCGCAUCCUUCGCAGCUGAUGUGCAGAAUGAGAAGAUAUCAAAGACUGCAGAAACACACUCCAAGAGUUCUGCAACAUAUAGGAGAACUCAGGAUGAAACAGCGCCAUAUAAAUGAGCUGAAGGGGGACAGAUGGUGGGGUGCCACAGCUGUGCCCAGGCCAGAGGACGGCCACGGCUCACAGAAACUACCUGAGGGUGGAGAUGAGCAGCUUCUCUGUCCUGCAGCUGGUGUUAGCAUCGGCGCUAUGCUAAUGGACAAUCCUGAUGUGGCCGUGACAAUGCCUUAUGAAACUGCUUCCUCGCCGACUCUUCUGUUCUCAUUUACAGAAUACGAGCAGUUUCGUGACCUUGCUCCAGGAGGGAACCCCAUGAUGGCGUUUGUUUCGGGAACAGCCCAUAGAUCGCUCUUAAUGGCCGAUGAUGUUUGUGUGCGGUGA